UGUAUAAACGGAUAUUUAUCGUCAUAGAUCAAGUACAGAAGUUCUAAAUGUCGAAUUUAUACCUGCGUACGUCAUGGCAAUAAAUAGAAAUUAUUCGCGAGUUAUUGCUCAUUGUAUUAGGGAACUAUAACCCAGUUGGAGUGCUUCUAUUCGUUAAUCUCUGAUAACAAAGACACUAGAAUAUGUUUCAUUUUUAAUAAGAAAACUAUGUACUUUUAGAACAUUAAUUCAGUUCAUUCGCUCGACUGCAAAAUGAAGGUUACACUUUUAAAUUUCAAAAUGCGUUUGAUUUUCAUGUUCGUCGCGUUCGCGUUAUUUAAAUGCAAUGUUUCAAGUUCUGUAGGAUGUGGCCCGUUGAAAAGGAUUGUUUUUAUAUACGACGUAAUGGAUAUGACCGCCAACGACACCGACUGGUUAUCAAGAACUAUCGACAAAUCAAUUACACAUAUGCUAGCCAAGGAUGGAAGAAGUUUUUGUAUGAGUAGGAGUUGGUACACCUCCCAUGUGUCAUACGAUGGAGAACCACGUGCGAACUCAACAUCUUUGAUAAACAAUUUCAAAAUCACAGUCAAGACAACAUUGGAAACUUUGCUCGAGUACUUACGAGAUGCUCGUUCAUAUUCGGUGAUUUUCGUCGUAACAAAUGCUACCCAACCAAGUAACGAGAGUCCAAUCAUAAUCAAUGACAUCUUGGAAGAGAUCCAAAACAAAAGAACACAAGUCAACUUUCUCAUCGGAAAGGAGAUCUCAAUUUCAGACACCGAUUCGCUCCAAGAAUACAAAUUAAUCGCUUCUAUAAGCAACGGAUUUAUAAAAGGCCAAGACAUAUUUCAAUUCGAUAAGUUUGCAGACGCGAUAUAUCUGAGAUUAACUCAUCAACCUCAAGAAAUCCGUACUUAUUCACUUCAAGAAAGCAAUAGUGAUACAUCAUAUUGCACUCACGCAGAACCAUUUCUUACCGAUGCUUUAAAAAACUUGAAAUUGAGCAAUUGCAGCGCACAGGAGUGUGAAAGAAAACCAGGAAAUCCUUGGCGAAGUAUAAUGAAGAAUUUGAUUGAAAAAGGUGACGAUGGACUGACGAAAAAAUUAUUUGAAGAAACUCUUGCCAAGACGUGCUCUUUUAAAAAACCAGCAAUUUUAGAAUGGUUUAGUAAUAAAGGAUUUACUAAAAGUGAUUACGACUUCGAUUACGGUUUCACCAUUGAAGACGUUGUUUCCUUAGAUGACACUUAUCGAAGACCAAUGAACGGAAUGACGAACAAAAUCUAUGUUUCAUUGACGGAUAAAAAUUUCAAACACGGAGUUGAUCAUUUUAAGAUACUCUUUCUGAAUGAAACUCAAUUUGGAGAAAACAUUGCAGUGGAACAGAUACCGGGAACCGAUCUAUUUGUAGGAUCAUUUGAUCCACCAAAGAAGGAAUAUUUUUACGUUGAAGUAACGAGUUACGUAAACAAUGAAACAACUGUUUCUCGAAUUUCAUCGACUGCUGUAAAUGCUGCGGAAGGGUUCGGAGAUGAUCAUGGUAAUCGAAUAUUUGAUCAUCGACCAAUCUUCAAAAGCCAACGAACUGAACAGCAACCAGUAUCAUCAAAUUCAUACAACUACGACAUUUAUUACUUCAUCAUAGGCGCGUUGUUAGGUUUAUUGUUGUUAAUCAAAUGUCGUAAGUGCUUCAAGCUGGGUAAGAAACCACAACAAGGAAAUGAAUUAAAAGACGAUAAACAUAAAGAUCGUUAUCGAACGGUGUCAACUGUCGAUCGUGUUUAGUGGAUGUUUAAGAUAGCUCAAGAUUAAGCACCCUUAUUAUGUUGAUAUGUUGAAUUGUUAAAAUUUCAACUAACUAAGUUUAAUUUCUGUAUAGUGUUACUGUACACGACUUGAUUGUUGGGUAAGUCUAAGUAUUUGAAAUUUUACCAUUUUUCAGCACACGUUAGGAAGCACUUUUUAAAACUCGAUUUCCCACCAUUAAAUUUCUUUUUAGGUUCUAUAACAAUUCAUUUUUUCAAAGUGUAAAUUGUUGCAAGAUUGCUCUGAUAGAAUGAGGUAAACUUUUGGUAACCUACAUAAGUUUUUAAAAUUUUACGAGUAUGAUAUUUUCGAAAUUCAAUUGUCGCAAGAUUGCUGUGAAAAGUGAAUUAAAAUUUCAUGAAUUUUUGGUUGUAUAAAAAUUUUUAAGAAAUUCUUUUCACAAAUUUUGACGAAAACAUUCCAUAGAAACAAUUUUUUUGUACGAAUACUCUUCACUACAGAUUUUUUGACUCGAUUUUCACUUUCGUCUCUUUCGUUGAAUAUUCAGAUGGUACAUAUUUUUUGUACAAAAUGUUCAACCUAUUGUGAAUGAUUACAUUGAUUACCUAUUAACAUUAUUUGUAAGUUGUACCAAGGUGUGAUUGUUUUUAUACUGAAUAAAUGUAUUUUUUAUAGUUUU
This is a messenger RNA of Planococcus citri (citrus mealybug), 2428 nucleotides long. RefSeq lists its product as uncharacterized. Lineage: Eukaryota; Metazoa; Arthropoda; Insecta; Hemiptera; Pseudococcidae. The transcript has 9 exons. The record is from RefSeq and is a predicted model, not a curated record. The coding region runs from base 253 to 1767 and encodes 504 amino acids.